This is a messenger RNA of Tarenaya hassleriana, 2305 nucleotides long. RefSeq lists its product as uncharacterized. The coding region runs from base 415 to 2010 and encodes 531 amino acids. Gene Ontology annotation, molecular function: ubiquitin conjugating enzyme binding; nucleic acid binding; RNA-DNA hybrid ribonuclease activity. Gene Ontology annotation, biological process: ubiquitin-dependent protein catabolic process; protein polyubiquitination; positive regulation of proteasomal ubiquitin-dependent protein catabolic process. Lineage: Eukaryota; Viridiplantae; Streptophyta; Magnoliopsida; Brassicales; Cleomaceae. The transcript is spliced from 4 exons. The record is from RefSeq and is a predicted model, not a curated record. Gene Ontology annotation, cellular component: cytoplasm; ubiquitin ligase complex.
CUUUCUGAUUUUUUUUUUGGGGUAUUUCAUCGGCUGCUGCUUACAAGUGACCUUGUUCUUCGUCGAUCUUGUUUUAGAAUUUAAUAAUAAGUGAAAUAUGCUUUUUUUUUUCGGAAAUCUCUUUUUUCUUCCCAGUUCUAUGUAAUAAUUGAGGGUCUGGAUGGUUUCGGUGGUUGGAUGAUUUGAGCUGUUCCUUUUGUUCUUUUCUCACAUCUUCUUUGCAAUUUUGCGAAUGAUUUUCCCGGAUUUGCUGUGAUCUGUUGAUGGGUUUGGUUAAAGUUUGCUCUUUGAUGAUCUGGAACAUCCGUUUGGCACCUUGGGUUGGUUUUUGACCUUUAAAUAGUGAUAAAGGGAAGAAACUCUCGAGCUUUUGUAGCUUUCUGAGAAAUUUUCGUGUAAAGAAGAUAUAGAAACAUGGAGAAUCAGGUCUCUUCCUUCGAUGCGUUACCAUUGAAUCCCAUCGGAGAAUCGAGGCUAGAGCUAGAUGAGGAAGACUUCAGAAGCUGUUGUGGAGAUGAAGAGGUAUGGUUGAAGGAGAGUGAUGAUAUGGUUAAGGUUGCAGAGGAGAAAAAAGACGAACUUGAUGAAUUUUCAGCCAAGAUGUUCUUCAAGGGCGUUUCCAUGUCACAAGGGGGAGGAGAUUCAGGUUCUGGAUCUUCAGGGAUAGGAGUUAUCUUGGAGAGAUCAGCUGAUUUUGCGGAGAUUAAGGUGCAGAAAAGAUUGGAUUUUUAUGCAGAAGGGUCAGUGGCUGAGUACUUGGCCUUGAUGGAUGGUCUUGUAGUAGCUUUGCAGAAUAAUAUUUGCCGUGUGUUCGCUGCUACUGACUCCGAGUUGCUUUAUAAUCAGAUAAUGCGUGAGGAGAAGCUCGAAAACCCGCUUUUGGUAGCUCUGAGGGAAAGAAUACUCGAGCAUACGAGCAAUCUAGAGACUUUUGUUCUGAAUCUUGUUCCUCCUUGUGAUCUCGAGCAGUCUCUUAACCUGGCUCAUGUGGCCAUAGGAAUGAUUUCUUCCUCAGUUGAUGGCAGCGAUGAAUCAGUAGAGAACUGCACUGUCUGCUGCGAGGACCGUCUAUCCUUGAUGAUGAUUACGUUUAAAUGCACCCACAGAUUCUGUUCACUUUGCAUGAAAACAUACGUCGACGGGAAAGUACAGUCCUCUCAAGUCCCCAUCAGGUGCCCUCAGCCUCGUUGCAAAUACUAUGUCUCCACUGCAGAAUGCAAAACAUUCCUCCCCGUGUCUUCCUAUGAAUUGUUCUCAAAAGCCUUGGAGGAAGCAAAUGUGAGGAUGAACGACAAGAUUUACUGCCCGUAUCCAAACUGUUCUGUUCUGAUUGACCCGCAUGAAUGUUUGUCCGGGAGGGCGAGUUCCUCUAGUCAGUCUGAGGGUAAUUGUAUCGAGUGCCCAGCUUGCGAGAGGUUUGUCUGCGUGGAAUGUGGUGUUCCUUGGCAUUCUUCCAUGAGUUGCGUCGAGUUCCAGAAUCUCCCAGUGGAGGAAAGGGAUGCUGCCGAUAUUACGUUGCAUCGCCUUGCUCUGAAUAAGAGGUGGAGGCGGUGCCAGCAAUGUCGUAGAAUGAUCGAGCUCAUUCAAGGGUGCUACCACAUGACGUGCUGGUGCGGACAUGAGUUCUGCUACUCAUGCGGAGCAGAGUACAGGAACGGGCAACAGGCGUGCCAUUGCGCCUUCUGGGAAGAAGAUCAAGUGAACUCUGACGAGGAAUCCUCGGCCGAAAACUCCGUCCAUGAAACCGAGCAAUGGCCGUGGGACACUUUUAGCUCAUUCCCCAUUGUCAUGGAUGCGUACACUGAGCAGGAACACUCUCAGCUCGCCCUAAUCCAGCGUUUCUUGGCCGGGGGGUUCAGCCUCAGUGACCACCACACGUACCAGUCGCCGCCCCGUUGUACGGAGUCAUCAUACGUAGAAGCCGCCAUGAAAGACCUCCAUCAGCUUCCAUGGCUCGAGAGGUUCGUGUCUGUCAUAAGCGAUGACUACUACGAGGAGUACAACCAGUGAGGCUGGAUGCUGCCUAGGGGUAAAAGGGUCAUUUCCGGCUUCCCGGAUCAAGGGUGACGGCGUUGCAAGAGUUCCUCGCUCUUAGACGGCUCCGGUCACCGGAUUCCGGCGAAAGAAUUUGUGGUUUAUAGAUUCUUGAUGCUCUCAGAACCCAACCAGUGAGGGAACUGUUUGGAAAAGCAAAGAAAGUCUGAUCAUUUACAUGUUUUUUUAUAUAUAUAUAUAUAUUCUUCAUGCGAAAUGAUUAAUGUUCCUAAGAAUUUAUAUGGAAUAAAGAAUAUUUGGUUUAUUUUCA